AUGUCGACUACGGCUGCGAAUAUCUUCAUUGGCAUCUGGCAAAACCACAAAAACGAAACAUGGCCAACAUGGACGCUCACCCUUAAACAACGCGACGGCGGUAUUCUCUCCGCCGCCCUUGUUCUCUUUGUCGGCUUUGCAGCAACGCAGGCAUGGAACAUUGUCAAAUUGAUCCUCCACCAGGUACUCUUGCGUUUCAGGCUAGAUGGACUUGACCAGCAACUGCAGGCCAUGCUUCGCAACAGCAGUACACAUGCUGAAGCAGCCUGGUUUUCUAUUCGGAUUCCCCUUGGUUGGAGACGACAGCGGGGGUUGAUCCAUGGCCUAGCGAGGUCCUCCCCUAUACUUAUCGUCUCGCUUGUUCUUAUUGCCUCGUGGGCGGCGGCGCAGAUCUUGUUGUCAAGAAUUUGGACUGGUGCGGGCGAUGAGUUCUUGGUCAAUAGCGAGAUCUGCCACUGGGUCAACAUUACGGAUAGACAUACUUCGGGCCAGACUAUCCAGAACGCCUUCUGCCAGAGCCUGCCCCGUGCGGCCGUCAACUGGACAAUGAGCGAUGUCCCCUGUCCCUUUGCCGACCCCAGCCUCUGUAUCAGCACAAACUCAACGCCGGUGAUGCUUGAUACGGGCUAUCUCAGUUCAAGCGUUCAUUUUGGCAUCCAUACGAGACAAGAAGACAGUAUCCUGUACCGCAGGGUGGCCAACUGCUCUCCAGUCACCACCGCGUAUCAAGAUUCGCCCGAAAAGGAUGUAAUUAACAACUACUAUGGGCCAAAUGGCACCCCAGACCCAUCUAACGGCAAGCAAGUCGGGCUCACGUUCACAUAUCGUGACCGGGUUAAAACUGUAGAAGAUUUUAUUUUCUCGACCUACAAUUUGGUCGCAUUUUCUAGGCUGUGGCAAUACAACGCAACGUUCACCGACCGACAGGAUGUCAAACCCGUUAUAAUGUUCAUUACGAACCCUAAUGCAUACACGGAGCCAAAUUAUGACCCCAUUUUUCGCACGGGAGCGAGCAUUAACACUUCGCAAUUUGGAGCGUUGUAUAACGCGUCUACCGCCCUAUCCAUUCUCGGAUGCCUUGAGCAAUACGAAAUCUGCAAUCCUGCUAACCCCGGAGACCCCAUCUGCAUGGUGUACAAGUACUCCACAGACGCCGGCUACAAUCUCUCCACCGUUGUCAAGCCUCUACGCCUGUCUGAGAAGCAAUUGGCAACAUUCAUACGGUUAGACACCAUCCAUAUCGGGACCGACCUAGCGAGCGUUGCUUCUUCCAGCUUGUUCCUGGCGUCUCAGACCAUACUUAACGGGAUUCAGUGGGCCGAGCUCUCGAGCACACAGUGGCGCCUGGAGCUUUCCAGGUGGUUCUCCGAGGGGCUGGCCAUGAUCCAGCAGGGCUUUGUGGAUUCUGCAACUAUGCCGGACAAUAAUGCCUUGUAUUUCCCUCAGUUGUCCGGCGCCGCGGCUAGUUGCAAGCACCAGAUCGUCCGGAAUGCUGCCGGCCUUCAGAACUUCAACAUGCUGGCUAUCGUUAUCGUCUUGUUGCUGGGCAGCAUAACAAUCGUGCUUGGGUUAACCAUAGACAGCAUUGUCGGUUACGUUCAACGGCGUUUCCCUGGGGCUUCGGAAGGGUGGGUGCAUUGGACUCUGGACGGGGUAUUCCAGCUGCAGCGCCUGGCGUACCGCGGAGCUGGCGUCCGAUCGUGGCGCGAUGAAGAUACAUACAUCCCAAUUGUAGACGGCAGGACUCUUCCGGGUGUCGAUCAGCAGACCAUGGCGUUUGCAGAGUGUGGCAGUGAGGAGGAGCUGAGAUUAAUGCAUAACCAAGAAGCUAAAAAGACUGUGGAGUCAAAUAGGCCUUGA
Messenger RNA from Penicillium expansum, 1860 nucleotides. RefSeq lists its product as uncharacterized. The transcript is spliced from 3 exons. Bases 1 to 1860 code for a protein of 619 amino acids. The record is from RefSeq and is a predicted model, not a curated record. Lineage: Eukaryota; Fungi; Ascomycota; Eurotiomycetes; Eurotiales; Aspergillaceae.